Dromaius novaehollandiae (emu) is the source of this 1142-nucleotide messenger RNA. RefSeq names its product adaptor related protein complex 4 subunit sigma 1 (gene AP4S1). Gene Ontology annotation, cellular component: intracellular membrane-bounded organelle. Gene Ontology annotation, biological process: vesicle-mediated transport; protein transport. The coding region runs from base 49 to 495 and encodes 148 amino acids. The record is from RefSeq and is a predicted model, not a curated record. NCBI's taxonomy places the organism in Eukaryota, Metazoa, Chordata, Aves, Casuariiformes, Dromaiidae. The transcript has 5 exons.
UUACUGCACCCUAUAUUCAGAACUACUGCUGAGAUUAACAAAAAAGAAAUGAUAAAAUUUUUUCUUAUGGUGAACAAACAAGGUCAGACGAGACUCUCUAGAUAUUAUGAGCAUGUGGAAAUUCAUAAACGGACGAUGCUGGAAGCUGAAGUAAUCAAAAACUGUCUCUCCCGUUCAAAGGAUCAGUGCUCUUUCAUUGAGUAUAAGGACUUUAAGCUGGUCUACCGACAAUAUGCAGCCCUUUUUGUAGUCGUUGGAAUCAAUGAGACAGAGAAUGAGAUGGCAGUAUAUGAGCUAAUUCACAAUUUUGUGGAGGUUUUGGACAAAUACUUCAGCAGAGUGAGUGAAUUAGAUGUAUCCUUUUCGAUAAUGUUCAAUUUGGACAGAGUGCACAUCAUUUUGGAUGAAAUGGUGUUGAAUGGUUGCAUCGUGGAAACAAACAGAAACAGAAUUCUUGCCCCUCUGUUUGUGCUUGACAAAGUGGCAGAAAAUUAGCAACAUGCAAAACUGACUAAAGCGAUUUAUGAAAGAUAGUGAAACCAUCAAGACCAUACCAACAGCAGUUUUCUGAUUUCAUAAGACCAACUCAUGCAAUAUUCAGACUUCUUGGAAAAUACUCCAUUUCUCUUAUUACCCUACCUACCCGAUGGAAAGAUGCAGCUAAACAUAAAAUGGAAUCUUAAUUUGCAACUUUCUAUUGACAUAGUAGGAGUCUUUCUAAAACAGCCGAUUUUUUUUUUUUUUGAAUUCACUGAGGAUAAAAUAAUGGAAACUUACGCAUUACUGUCUAGGUAUCAUUUUGUAUUACGUAGCAUUGUGCCAGACCUAGGAGAAGAGAGAAAAUAUGGAAAUACAAUUUCAAACUGAGUUUCAAUCCUUCCUUUAAAGCACCGACUUGAAUUUUUAUUUUCAUACAACUGUAAAUUAAAUUCCUGUAACUUUUAUGACCGCUUUUAAACUAGAUGCAGCCUUCAUCAAAAAGCUGGUUUCAUUUCCUUUUCCACAGAAGUCAUGGUUAUGAAAGAAAUGUAAAUAACAGAAGCAUAGAUGUAUUUAAGAUUCCUGCACAUUGUGGAUGUUGUAACUAGAAAUAUUUGGCACUUAUAGUAUUAUAACUUUAAUAAAAAAUAAUUAAAAUCAAA